Molecule: messenger RNA, 623 nt
Organism: Dermacentor andersoni
Lineage: Eukaryota; Metazoa; Arthropoda; Arachnida; Ixodida; Ixodidae
Molecular function (GO): thiopurine S-methyltransferase activity
Source: RefSeq, a predicted model, not a curated record
UGUUGGACCUAUGGACAUUGUUUGGGAUAGAUCUGGAUUUACAGCCAUGAGACUCGAGGACCGCGCCAGAUAUGCUGCGGUAGUGAAGAAACUGCUGGCCCCAGACUUCUCAUACGGCAUGUGGACGGUCGUUUACGAUUCGCACGGUGCUGCUAACAUAAGGCCUCGAAGCGCCGGAGAGUCUGUCCUCAAGGAAUAUUUCGGAGAUACGGUUGCGAAGAUUGCGCUGGUGGAUAGUCACGUUGAACAAACGGCACACUACGCACCGGGUACCGGACCAUAUACUUUCUGUCUUUGGCACAUGACCCCACGAACGCCGUGAAACAGGAGAGUUCUUGACGAACCAUCUGUUUCAACCCAGUUGCGGUGCACGUACAAUAGCGUGUUUUCUGAUAUAUUGUCUGUAUUCUUUGUACACUAAGCGAUGCAAAAUUUGGCCGUGAAAUAAAUUUUUUUUUUGUGCUCAAAACGCAGCCGAGGUUCGAUCCUGCAACUGGCUUAGCAGCGCAACACCAAAGCCAGUACGCCACCACGGAAGGUUCUCAAAUAAUGUAAAUAAGCCUUUUGUUGUCAAAGUGACUACAGGCAGUUUUUUUAUAUUUCCUCUUGCACAAAAAUUCUAA